This is a messenger RNA of Protopolystoma xenopodis, 234 nucleotides long. The record is from the annotation of a GenBank genome assembly. Lineage: Eukaryota; Metazoa; Platyhelminthes; Monogenea; Polystomatidea; Polystomatidae.
GCGACUCUUGCUUUGGCCAGUCUGGCUCGCUUGUUGGCGGCCUUCUUCACGCGCAGGGCCGCUGUCGUGCUUCUGCCCUACGCCUUCGUUUCCAGCUCGUGGCGAAAUGGCUCUGCUUCUUUGGCUGUUGAAGACCGCCGAAGCGUGACGUGUUUGCAACUGGAACCUUGCGUUCGUCUUCCUGACGACGUUCCGACGCCAGCAGCGGGUGAGUCCUCUCAUCUCUCGGUCUGA